Coniophora puteana RWD-64-598 SS2 is the source of this 453-nucleotide messenger RNA. RefSeq lists its product as uncharacterized. NCBI's taxonomy places the organism in Eukaryota, Fungi, Basidiomycota, Agaricomycetes, Boletales, Coniophoraceae. The record is from RefSeq and is a predicted model, not a curated record. The transcript is spliced from 2 exons. Bases 1 to 453 code for a protein of 150 amino acids.
AUGUUCGAUAAUACUGACUCGGAUGUCAGCUUCCUCGUCCGUUCUACAGCAGACCCUCGCGACUUCUGGCACGUCCCUGGUAGAGGCCCGCACGUAGGCACGCUCCUCGUCUCGCGCACAGACCGCACACGUUUCCGCAUCACCGCCAGAGACGCGCCGGCGCCGCUCAACGGCAGCCCUAUCAUUUUGAUCGGCUCGGACACCGUCGAGAUUACAGAAGCGAAGACGGGACGUGUGGUCGGGAUCGACUCCCAGGCGAGCAAGCAGCUUGUGGUAGAGGAGCGUGGAGAGGGAACGUUGGAACCUGGUCUCGAAGUGGCGCUGGAAGGGCUCAACGCACAAAUUUAUUUUAAGGAUCUCAAGACGAGCUUUUCUGCGUUGUCCGAAGAUGGUGACAAGUCUGUAGCGAGACGACUGGUGGUCGGCGAUGGAGAGGAAUGGGAGCUGGUGUGA